AUGGCUAGCGACCGGCAAUUAGCACUGAGCAGGAGUUUAUAUGGGUACCAAUCAUCCUCAGCUGGCAACAAGCCAUCGGCACUCCUAAACUCAAUAUUCAUGUCCACCGUUAACACCGCCGCCAAAACCCUAGUGUCGGUGGCGUCCAAAUCCGGCGGUACUGGCCGCCAGGUGGAGAAAUGGAAGCCGUCGGAUCACCUGAGGUUCAUGGUGAUGAUGACCACUUGGCUCACCGUUUGGGUUCUCCGAGUUCUAAUGGACCACUUGCCUUUUUCUUCUUCUUUUGAUUCUUCUUCUUCUGCUUAUUCGUCUCCUUUUGCUCUGAGUUCGUUUGUGAAUCAACAACAAGGGUUCGGCCUGGGGAUGUUGAACCAGCUGGGAUCCUUUCACGAGCUGUUGGCGUCGUCUUCGUCGUCGGUUUUGUCCACCGCCAUGUCGGUGUUCUCGCCGGCCUCAUCGGCUGCUUCGGCGGCGGCCGGUGGUUGUUUGGAUUCUUCUUCUUCGUUGGAUUUGGUUCUCAGUGACGGAUCUGAUGAUGUGGCUUCUGUUAAAGCUCUCGGAAGAGCUCUUACCAACUUUGAUUGUUUUCAACCAUUAUUGUGUACAGCAAUACUAAUCGGUGAAAUGGGAAGACCAAGCUUGGAGGAUGGAAUCCCAGAUGAAGUGAAGUUCAGGGUAUUAGCAUUAUGGAUUCCUCUAUUCUGCUAUGCUGAAAACGGGUUGUCAUAUCCAGUAUUGAGCGGAUUCGAAAAGGCGGAAAUGGAGAGAAUAAUGAACGAACUGAUCACCAGUUUGCCUUCACUUGAUCAAGAAGUAAUCCUUACCAAUUGGUUGCAAGAUUUCACAAGUACUUCCUCCUCGGAUUGGCCUAAUCUUCAAGUUGCUUAUGACAAGUGGUGCCACUCCACUCGCAAUCUUGUGGGUUGA
Messenger RNA from Oldenlandia corymbosa var. corymbosa, 927 nucleotides. Lineage: Eukaryota; Viridiplantae; Streptophyta; Magnoliopsida; Gentianales; Rubiaceae. The record is from the annotation of a GenBank genome assembly.